AUUUUGGCAAAUUUAUAUAAAUCUAUGAUAUUUAGAUCAUAAAACAUUGUAGGGUAGUUCAAUAAGUUAUUUUGUAUUUAGAAUCAGUAUUCCAUGAAAAAUGGAUCUAAAACACCUGAAUUAUUCCAGAUAUUUAAAUCUCGCAAAACUCUCGUCAUCUCGAGAACGCCAUUUUUGUUUUGAUUCAGGAUCAUUUCUAAAUUUCGCAAUAACUUCAAGGAAUAUCUCUGAAUUACUGAUUCGAGUGCUAUAUUUCUAGUAGCGGUAACAAUGGGAAAUAUACAUACUGUUGGACCAAAUGAAGCUCUUGUAAUCUCAGGAGGAUGUUGUGGGGCACAGUCAAAGAAGACUACAGUUGGAGGCUGGGGUUGGGCUUGGUGUCUCGUAACAGAUGUACAGACAAUAUCUCUUGAAGUUAUGACCCUUAACCCCAUUUGUGAGAGUGUAGAGACAUCUGAAGGUGUCCCUUUGACUGUGACAGGCGUGGCCCAGUGUAAAGUUCUCACAGACCCCCACAUGUUACAAACUGCAUGUGAACAGUUUCUUGGCAAGAACCAGCAUCAGAUUGCUAGUGUUAUUCUCCAGACCAUGGAGGGUCAUCUUAGAGCCAUCCUUGGAACACUUAGUGUUGAGGCCAUAUACCAAGACAGGGACCAAUUUGCCCAGCUAGUCAGGGAGGUAGCAGCUCCUGAUGUUGGUAGAAUGGGGAUUGAAAUCCUCAGCUUUACCAUUAAGGACGUCUAUGAUAACGUGGAGUACUUGCAAUCAUUGGGACGUGCCCAGACUGCCAAUGUCAAGAGAGAUGCUGAUAUUGGUGUUGCUGAGGCUAACAGAGAUGCAGGAAUUAGGGAGGCAGAAUGUGAGAAAGCCAGAAUGGACUCUAAGUUCACAGCAGAUACAAAGAUUGCUGACUCUGCUAGGCAGUACCAGCUACAGAAGGCAGCUUUUGAUAUGGAAGUUAAUGCCAGGAAAGCAGAAUCUGAGUUGGCCUAUGAGCUCCAGGCAGCUAAAGAGAAACAGAAGAUCCGUAGUGAGGAAAUUGAGAUUGAGGUCGUUGAACGUCGUAAACUCAUUGAUAUUGAAGAGAAAGAGAUCUUACGUAAAGAGAAGGAGUUGACGGCAAUUGUAAAGAGACCAGCUGAGGCUGAAGCCUACAAGGUGGAACAGUUGGCUGAUGGUAACAGGACCCAGACUGUUGAAGCAGCCAAGGCUGAUGGUGAGAGGAUCAGGCUUGUUGGUGCAGCAGAGGCUGCAGCUAUUGAGGCUGUUGGUAAGGCAGAGGCUGAGAAGAUGAGACUGAAGGCUAGUGCCUACAAACAGUAUGGAGAUGCUGCCGUUACUAGUCUUGUACUGGAGACUCUCCCCAAGAUCGCAGCUGAGAUUUCAGCUCCAUUGGCGAAGACAGAUAGCAUUGUAAUGGUAGGAGAUGAUCGUACAACAGCAGAGGUCAGCAGACUGUUGAGUGGUCUCCCACCAACUGUACAGGCACUCACUGGAGUUGACAUCACUAAAAUCUUAGCUAAGGUUCCAGGAGCCUCAUAAGUACAGACCCCUUGGUAUCUGUGCAAUCCAUGCAGGGAGACUUUCAACAUAGAAUGCAUACUAGCUAUAAUGUCUUCAGUGUUUAAGGGUCUUCAACAUGUCUUGUAAAUACACU
Molecule: messenger RNA, 1657 nt
Organism: Owenia fusiformis
Lineage: Eukaryota; Metazoa; Annelida; Polychaeta; Sabellida; Oweniidae
Source: the annotation of a GenBank genome assembly